GCGCGUUGGCGGCGGGCGCGGUGCCCGAGCGCUGGUGCCAGGCGGGGAGGUGCCGUAACGGGCACUGCGCUGCUUGUCCAUGGGCAGCCCAGCGGAGCAGGGCGUGGGGAGCCAACGACCCCCAGAUGGAAUGCAAGAAGCAGUUGGUGAGGAGUCAAGAAGGUUUACCAAAGAGCAGAUAUUUACAAUGAUUGCAACAGCCUCUAUAAACUUCAGUUCCAUGAUAUGCUAUUCAAUUCUGGGACCGUUUUUCCCUUCAGAGGCAGAAAAAAAAGGUGCCAGUAACACCGUCAUUGGCAUGAUUUUUGGAUGUUUUGCUUUGGUCAAUGUCUUGGCUUCUUUAAUAUUGGGAAAAUAUCUUACGCAGAUUGGAGCAAAAUUCAUGUUUGUGGCAGGGAUGUUUGUUUCAGGAUGUGUGACCAUUCUGUUUGGAAUGCUGGACAAGGUACCAAAUGGAACAGUGUUCAUCAGUUUGUGCUUUUUAGUAAGAGCAAUGGAUGCAGUAGGUUUUGCAGCAGCAAUUACAGCAUCAUUUUCAAUCCUUGCAAAGGCAUUUCCAAAUAAUAUUGCUACUGUGCUGGGCAGCCUUGAAAUUUUUACAGGACUUGGAAUGGUACUGGGCCCACCCUUAGGUGGCUUUUUGUAUCAAUCGUUUGGCUAUGGGGUCCCUUUCAUUACACUGGGAUGUGUAGUGUUGGUCUUGGUUCCUUUGAAUAUAUGCAUAUUACCAAAAUACGAUUCACUCCCUAGCAAGGACUCCUUUUGGAAGCUCAUUCGUUUGCCAAAAGUCUCACUACUCUGUCUUACUAUAUUUUGUUUAAGUGCAUGCUUGGGCUUUUUGGAUCCCACAAUGUCUCUGUUUAUACUAAAAAAGUUCAAACUCCCAGCUGGUUAUGUGGGCUUGGUAUUCCUUGGUUUGGCACUCUCAUACUCCCUAUCUUCUCCCAUCCUUGGGCUCGUAAGCGACAAACUGCCUUACCUGAGGAAGUGGCUGCUGGUAUCUGGAGGCUCACUGACAGCACUGUGCUUUUUCAUGUUAGGACCUGCUCCAGUACUGCAUAUUGAAAGUCAGCUGUGGAUGUUUGUGCUAGUGCUGGUUUUCAUUGGCUUUUCCCUUGGCAUGAGCUUUAUUCCAGUGUUUCCAGAGAUACUCCAGUGUGCAUAUGAGAAUGGAUUUGAAGAAGGUCUGAGUCUGCUGGGGCUGGUGUCUGGGCUCUUCAGUGCCAUGUGGUCCCUUGGGGCAUUUGCAGGUCCCACUCUAGGAGGAUUUCUAAAUGAUAAACUGGGUUUUGAAUGGGCCUCAGCCAUCCAAGGAGGAUGGGCACUGUUAAGUGCUCUUGCAAUUGGAAUAUUCUAUAUCAUUGAGGCAACAAGGAGAAGUUCCAGUUCCAGUCUGCAAAAUCUAUCUGUUAAUAAUGAAGAAAGAACUCAUCUGAUGGGCAGUGAAACAUAGUUGGGUAUACUUUCAAUCAUCUGUUAACUAUUGUGGUUUAACGUAGUGUUGAGUUCAGUGGACUUCAGAGUGUUUCAUUAUUCUGGAGCUGGAAUACACAAUCCCUCAAUCAACAACCAGUUGUAACUGCAUUACCGUUUUGAAACACUAAACACUGAGUGCCUUUCUUUUGGAUUGGCUGAAGUGAUGAGUAACCCUCAGACAUCAUCCUGUUUAGUUGUGUUACAUAUUCAGUGCAUCACUUGAUGUGAAGGUGUGUUUUCAAAUUUCUGGUUUCUGUACUUGAGCCUUCUGUGCAUUAUUCCUGGGUAAAGCUAAUAUUUUGCUACCAUGAUUUUCUGUAUUUUUCUAGAGAAAGUAUAUUAUCUUGUAAUACUUUAACUGAUAACAUAAAAAGUGGAAACAGAAUUCAAAAUGGCUAAACAUUAAGCACAAUAUUGUUUUCAAUAAAGCAACAUUUUUUCCC
Molecule: messenger RNA, 1919 nt
Organism: Calypte anna (Anna's hummingbird)
Lineage: Eukaryota; Metazoa; Chordata; Aves; Apodiformes; Trochilidae
Gene: SLC18B1
Product: solute carrier family 18 member B1
Exons: 14
Coding region: 80-1453 (457 amino acids)
Biological process (GO): transmembrane transport
Molecular function (GO): transmembrane transporter activity
Source: RefSeq, a predicted model, not a curated record